GUACACAUUAUCAUGUCUGCUCGUCCACAAGUUUCUAUCAUCUCUGCUGAAGGUAAGCAAACCUCCACUCAGUUGCCACUCCCAGCUGUCUUCUCUGCUCCAGUCAGACCAGACAUUGUUCACUCUGUUUUCGUCAGAGUCAACAAGAACAAGAGACAAGCUUACGCUGUCUCCGAAAAGGCUGGUCACCAAACCUCCGCUGAAUCCUGGGGUACCGGUAGAGCUGUCGCCCGUAUUCCAAGAGUUGGUGGUGGUGGUACCCACCGUUCCGGUCAAGCUGCUUUCGGUAACAUGUGUCGUGGUGGUCGUAUGUUCGCUCCAACCAAGACUUGGAGAAAGUGGCACGUAAAGGUCAACCACAACGAAAAGAGAUAUGCUACUGCUUCUGCUAUUGCUGCUUCUGCUGUCACUUCUCUCGUUUUGGCUAGAGGUCACCGUGUUGAACAAGUCAAGGAAUUGCCAUUGGUUGUUUCUAACGACUUUGAAGCCGUCACCAAGACCAAGGAAGCUGUCGCUGUCUUGAAGGCUGUUGGUGCCCACAAGGAUGUCAUCAAGGUCAUCAAGUCCAAGAAGUUGAGAUCCGGUAAGGGUAAGUUGAGAGGUAGAAGAUUCACUCAACGUCGUGGUCCUCUUGUUGUCUACUCCCAAGACAACGGUCUUGUUAAGGCUUUGAGAAACGUCCCAGGUGUCGAAACCACUGACGUUAAGCACUUGGGUCUUUUGCAAUUGGCUCCAGGUGCCCACCUCGGUAGAUUCAUCGUCUGGACCCAAGGUGCUUUCGAAUCCUUGGACUCCAUCUACGGUUCCGACUCUUCUGCUUCCGUUAAGUCCGGUUACACCUUGCCAGCUAACAUCAUCUCCAACACUGACGUCACCAGAUUGAUCAACUCUGCUGAAGUCCAAGCUGUUGUCAGACCAGCUGGUCAACCAACUCAAAAGAGAACCCACGUCUUGAAGAAGAACCCAUUGAAGAACAAGCAAGUUCUCUUGAGAUUGAACCCAUACGCCAAGGCUUACGCUGCUGAAAAGCUCGGUUCCGCCAAGGUCGACCAAAAGGCCGUCAAGCCAUCUAAGGGUGCUUUCUCUUCUGUCUUGAAGAACUAAAUUAUUUAGUUUUCUACAAGCAAUUGAGAAGAUUAAUUAGUAUAUAACUAGAGCUAUUGAAUAAGAUUUAUACUGGUGAGAA
This is a messenger RNA of [Candida] anglica, 1186 nucleotides long. Lineage: Eukaryota; Fungi; Ascomycota; Pichiomycetes; Serinales; Debaryomycetaceae. The record is from the annotation of a GenBank genome assembly.